ACAUACCCCCCAAAGAACUGCAAUUAUGCUAGCAAGGCUGUAGGAGCGUUGAACAGUUCUUUCCCAGUUCUUGUGAUUUUUGUUGCCUCUCUAUGCAUUCCUGUCCUAUUUAGAGCUGUGGUCUUUUGUAUUUUAUUUCUGGUGUGCAUGGUUCUGAGGAUAUUAGAAAACCGUGCUGAAGGUUCACUCUGAGGCAUGGCUAUUUUUGUUAGAAGCUGAUACUUUAGACUGAGCUUUAAGUGUUGCCUCUGGAAGGCCUUGGGUUGUUCUGGGAGGCCAGGUCUGCAGAGGAAACAGACAUAUCAGAGAGCAUAAAAGAAGAAGGAACACAAUUAGAAAAAGCAGAGGACCUCCCUCCUUCUCAUCCUGCAAGUCCUGCGAGAGUCAGCAGCCCAGAAGUACUAUCUAAGGUGCCACAGUAAAUCUUGACCUUUUAAACAGAAUAUCUCUUACCAUCAUCAUGGCCGAGAUUACAGCAGAAGGACACAUGUCGACAACCACGACGAUAAUAGAUGGUAAGAACGGCUCCGUUCCUUCGUCAUCCAUGAGAGUGGGCAAGAAGUCAGUGACAGAAGACUUUGUGAACACCUUCAGCUCUCCAGCAGCAUGGCUUCUUGUUGUUGCUCUGAUUGUCACCUGGUCAGCAGUGGCUAUUGUAAUGUUUGACUUGGUGGAUUACAAAGACUUAGCAGGUAUAGCACAACAUUGCGAUGAUCCCUGUUUCCCACCUGGAAGAUCUGUUCACAAGCUCAGCACAGAACCACUGAGAAUCAUUCAUGAGACACUGGAAGAGUCUUCUGAUUGGAUAUAUGGCUUUUUUUCUUUACUGUCUGACAUCGUAUGGAGUGAUGAUGAUGACAGUGAUGAAGGUGAAGUGGAACCUUCCCUGAAAAAAGAAAUUCAAAAACAGAAAACUGAGAGACCUGAAAAACGAACACCAGCAAAGGCAACACAGAGAGACAAACCUGAAAAACAAGAAAAAACUGAGAGGAAGGAGCCCCCAAAGGUGACAAGUAAAGACAAACUGGAAAGACAAGAAAAACCUGAAAAAAAGGAAAGGCAUGCAGCUGUUCACAAAGAGAAACCUGAAAAGCCAGAAAAACAAGAGAAGAAAGCACCGCCUAAAGUAACUCAAAAAGAUGCACCUGAAAGACAUGAAAAAACUGAAAAGAAAACUCCUCCCAAAGAGGAGAAGAAAGUAAAGAGCACUAAAGUGGAAGCAAAAGUCAAAAAGGAAGUGAAGGAUGGAAAAGGAGAAGCAAAGAUGGCAGAGAAGGUCAAGCAGGCAGAGACAAAAACAACAGAAACUGGGCUAAUAAAGGCCAAAACGAAAGUUAAGGAGGAGAAAGCUCUUCAGACUGUAACUAAAUCGGACAAGAAAGAUCAAUAUGCAUUCUGUCGCUAUGUGAUUGACAUGUUUGCACAAGGGGAUUUUUAUCCAGGUGCAGGACAUAAGGAAUUUGCACCACCUCGUCUUCUUCUAGAACACAGUCCAAGAAAGAAACCAGCAGCUAUUGAAGAAGAAAAGUCUGUUGUGGUACCUAGAGAAGUGAAAAAGAGAAAAGAGGAGAAGAAAAAGAGUGAUGAAAAGAAGACUAUGACUGAAACUAAGGUGAAAGAAAAAACAGGAAAAAAGGAGAAAGCUCAUGAGAAGACAUCUGUCCCUGAAAUUAAAAAAGCAGAUAAAAAAGAAGCUGCUGUAUCCAAAGAACUCAAAAAGCCAGCAAAAGCUCCUGCAGCCAACCCAGCCAUCAAAAAAGCAGCAGCACCAGAACCACAAAAAAAAGAAAAAAUAAUGGAAUCUGGCAAAACAACAAAGAAAGAAGCAAAAGUACAUGCAGCUGUAGAAACUCCAAAGUCAAAAGCAGGACUUGAGAAAAAAGAAGGAAAAGCAACUAAGGCAGCAGUGCAAGGUAAAAAGAAAAUAAAACGUGUUGGCGUUAUCUCUCUUAAAACACAAUGGCACAGAAACAAAUUUGCAUCAGAAAACACAUCAGAAAGUGGAGGGAUUCGGUCCUGGUCAAAAUUGGGACUUGCAAUCUACAAAAAAGAGUAUAAACCAAAGAUGAAACAAGGAAAUCCUGGAAAAGACAAAGAAUUGAAAUCUCCAGCUGCCAUGAAAAAUAAAGAACAUGCUAAAGUAAAGGAAGGGAAGAAUCCUACAUCUUUAAAAGAAAAAGGUCCUUCUAACAUGACAAAGGAGGCAAGAUUUUCUCCGCCCAGCCUUCAGAAAAGAGCAGAUCCCCUGAAGGUAAAAAAUCUCAAGAAUCCAGAGAGCAUAAGAGAAAAAGAGACUGGAAAAAGAAAAGAUGUGAAGCCUCCAACAGCCUUUAAGGAAAAAGACUCUUCAAAACGAAAAGAAAUUAAGGCUUCAAAUAAUCCUAAGGAAAAAGCUGCAGUGAAAAAGGAGGGGGAGAAGAAAGCUACCUCAGAGAACACGCAUGAACACAAGCAUGAACGUGCUAAACGUGAAAAAGCUGUCUCUCAGAGCAAGCCAGAGGAGAAAAUGAAACAACAAAAGACAACUCCCACUGAGAAGUCAGCCCAGGCAAAGCCAGCAAAGCAUGAAGCAAUCAGACAUGAAAAAGAUGUUCCCCUUACAAAACCAGUCAAACCGAAAAACACUGCAAAGCCAACAGCUGAAAUCCCAACAUCAGCCACAAAAAAACCAAAGACAAUUAAGGAAAAAGAAGAAAAAACAACUACGAAGAAACAGCUGAAAGAUGAAAAACCUAAAGUAAAAGAAGAUCCACGACAUCAAAACCUGACAUCAGGAAAAGACCGAGUUCAAACCCGUUUAAGGAACCUGAAGGUGUACAAGUCCAUGGGACCUGACAAGAUACUACCAUGGGUACUGAAAGAACUGGCUGAGGAAGCGGCUAUGCCACUAUCCAACAUAUUUGAGAAGUCAUGGCAAUCUGGUGGAGCUCCCACUGACUUGAAAAAGGGAAACAUAAUGCCCAUUUUUAAAAAGGGAGUUAAGGAAGAACCAGAGAACGACAGGUCAGUCAGUCUCCCCCCAGUGUCUGGCAAGAUCAUGGAGAAGCUCCUCUUGGAAACUCUGCUAAGGCACAAGGAAAAUAAUGAGAUGACUGGUGACAGCCAAUAUGGCAUGACUAAAGUUGAAUCAUGCCUGACAAAUUUCUUGGCCUCCUAUGAUAGGGUUACAGCAGUGGUGGAUGAGGGAAGGGCAACAGGCAUCAUCUCCCUGGACUUGAACAAGGGCACUGUCCCACAUGACAUCUAUGUCUCUAAAAUGGAGAGACGUGGAUCUGAUGAGUGGGCCACCGGGUGGAUAAAGAAUUGGCUGGAUGAUCAUGCUCAAAGUGCUGAAGUCAGUGGUGCAAUGUCCAAAUGGAAAGCAGUGCCAAGGGGUGUUCCCCAGGGGUCAGUGUUUGGACUGGUGCUUUUUAACAUCUUUAUUGCUGACAUGGAAAGUGGGUUUCAGUGCACCCUCAGUGAGUUCACUGAUGACACUGAUGACACCCAGGUGUGCGAUGCGGUCAACACGCUGGAGGGAAGGAAUAACACCCAGAGGGACCUUGUCAGGUUUGAGAGGUGGGCCCAGGUCAUCCUGAUGAAGUUCAACAAUGCCAAGUGUGAGGUCCUGCACCUGGUUUGGCGCAGUCCCAAAAACAGCUUUAGGCUGGGCAGAGAAUGGAAAGAGACUAGGGCUGGGGAGACAGACCUAGGGCUGCCAGUACAUGAAAAUCUUGACAUGACUCAGCAGUGUGUGCUAGAAGUGAAAAAAGCUGUCUGCAUCCUGGGCUGCAUCAAAAGCAGCGUGGCCAGCACAUCGAAGGAGGUGAUUCUCUCCCUGUACUCUGCUCUAGUGAGACCUCAGCUGGAGUACUGUGUUCAGGACUGGGAACCCGAGCACAAGAAAGAUGUAGACAUGUUGGAGCAAGUCCAGGAGGGAGUCAUGAAGUUGAGCCCAGGGCUGGAGCACAUCUCCUAUGAAGACAGGCAGAGAGAGAUGGGGCAGUUCAGCCUGGAGCAGAGAAGGCUUCGAGGAUACCUAAUAACAGUCUUCCAGUACCUACAGGGAGCCUGCAAGAGAGCUAAAGAAGGGCUUGUCACAACAGCAUGUAGUGACAGAGAGAAUGGCUUUAAGCUGAAGGAGGUUGGGUUUAGUUUAGAUAUUAGAGAGAAAGUUUUUACCGUGAGGGUGGUGAGGCUCUGGAACAGGCUGCCCAGAGAGGUUGUGGACUCUCCAUCCCUGGAGGUGUUCAAGGCCAGGCUGGGCAGGACUUUGAGAUACCUGGUCUAGUGGAAGGUGUCCCUGCCCAUGGAAGGAGGGUUGGAACUAGAUUAUCUUUAAGGUCCCUUCCAACCCUAACCAUUUUAUCAUUCUGCAGUUCUAAAAGAUACUCUGCCAACAGGUAAACUUCAGAUUUGAUUUUACCUGAAAUGUUCUAUUAAUUUUCUUUCAGAAUGCUGAAUGGUAAUAAGCAUGCCCAUGUCUUAAGCCUUUGGGGUUUGUCCCAGUCACCAACAAAAUUGUAUUAGAUAGUAUGGCUGGUGGCUGAAUCUGGAAAUGGCUGUAUUUGGGCAGUAGCAGAGGUAAUAAGAAGUUUCUUCCUGUUCAGUGUGAUAUUUGCUUUCAUAAUUCUAAUUUUUUUUCAUUUUUUGUGCUAAAUUUUGCUCAGAAAUUAAUUUGUUUUCCAAUUAAUUCCACAUUAAGCUCCAGUUAGAAGAAAAAGCAAUCUUUUUUGAUACUGAAUCACCAAAGUGAAAAAUUUUAAUUAUGGUAAAGAGUAACAGAAGCAUUUAAUUCACCUGCUUUUUUAAUUCUAAAGAGAGGUACUACAAAAUGGAGGUCUUCUUGGUUUUGAACCUGCCAAAGAAAUGGGAAAAUAAAGCUGCUACCAAUUAAUACUCCAGGCAUACUUUCCAGCUGAAUGACAAAGAUAUAAAUACACAUUUAUUGUGCUACCCAGCUCCUGUGGAGUUUCUUUUCCUUCAGAAAAGAAACAAUGAAAAGGAGAAGUCCUGAGUACCAUGUUGUUAAAUUAGGGCUUAGAAGAAGCAUUUCAGUGAAGAAAAGGCAACUUGAUGAAGACAACUUGUUGAGAACCUUCCCUGCCCCUCUCUAAUCUGCCUCUUCCUGUCAAAGUCAUACAGCCAGCCUUCUCCAAAACAGCUGAGCCUCCUUUGCUUUGAUGUGAAUAUGUAUAAGUCUGCCUUGAAAAAAUCUGAAUAAAUCACUACUGCUUGA
This is a messenger RNA of Melospiza melodia melodia, 5218 nucleotides long. RefSeq names its product triadin (gene TRDN). The transcript has 42 exons. NCBI's taxonomy places the organism in Eukaryota, Metazoa, Chordata, Aves, Passeriformes, Passerellidae. Bases 461 to 4270 code for a protein of 1269 amino acids. The record is from RefSeq and is a predicted model, not a curated record. Gene Ontology annotation, biological process: heart contraction; regulation of cardiac muscle cell membrane potential; regulation of release of sequestered calcium ion into cytosol by sarcoplasmic reticulum. Gene Ontology annotation, molecular function: signaling receptor binding. Gene Ontology annotation, cellular component: junctional sarcoplasmic reticulum membrane; sarcoplasmic reticulum; plasma membrane.